Messenger RNA from Equus quagga, 2545 nucleotides. Its product is annotated as protocadherin gamma-A7-like. The record is from RefSeq and is a predicted model, not a curated record. The coding region runs from base 39 to 2498 and encodes 819 amino acids. The transcript has a single exon. Gene Ontology annotation, biological process: homophilic cell-cell adhesion. Lineage: Eukaryota; Metazoa; Chordata; Mammalia; Perissodactyla; Equidae. Gene Ontology annotation, cellular component: plasma membrane. Gene Ontology annotation, molecular function: calcium ion binding.
AGAUAGCCCAGCGUCUAAACAAGAUCGGCAGGACAACAAUGGCGGCUCGGCAGAGGGACGGGGACUACAGAGGAUUCUUCCUGCUCUCCAUCCUCCUGGGGACCUGGAAAGAAGCUUGGACGGGACAUAUUCUCUACUCCGUGCUGGAGGAGACAGACAAAGGGUCUUUUGUGGGUAAUAUCGCCACGGAUCUGGGGCUGCAGCCCCAGGAACUGGCGGGGCGUGGAGUCCGCAUCGUCUCCAGAGGUAGGACGCUGCUCUUUGCUCUGAACCCGCGAAGCGGCAGCUUGGUCACCGCGGGCAGAAUAGACCGGGAGGAGCUCUGCGCUCAGAGCGCGCGGUGUUUGGUGAACUUGAACAUUCUGAUGGAAGAUAAAAUGAAUCUUUACCCUAUACAGGUGGAAAUAAUGGAUGUUAAUGACAACGCUCCUAGAUUCUUGACAGAAGAAAUGAAUGUAAAAAUAGUGGAGAAUACAGCUCCUGGCGUGCGGUUUCCGUUAAAUGAAGCUAGGGAUCCGGAUGUGGGCACGAACUCCCUCCAGAGCUACCAGCUCAACCCCAAUCGCCACUUCUCCCUGGUUGUGCAAACUGGAGACGAUGGAACUAAAUAUCCCGAAUUAGUGCUGGACCGGGUGCUGGACCGGGAGGAAGAGGCGGUUCACCACCUCCUCCUCACAGCCUCUGACGGCGGCAGCCCUCCCCGAUCAGGCACCGCCCGCAUCCGAGUGACAGUGGUGGACGUUAAUGAUCACGCACCAGUCUUCUUUUUGCCUCAGUACCAAGUAACUGUCCCUGAAAAUGUGCCGGUGGGCACAAGACUGCUAGCUGUAAACGCCACCGACCUGGACGAGGGAGUCAAUGGGGAAGUGACAUAUUCUUUUCGGAAAAUAACUCAGAAAAUUCUACAGAUGUUCCAACUGAAUUCCCAUACAGGAGAAUUAUCAACUUUAGAAGGUCUAGAUUAUGAAGACUCCGGCUACUAUGAAAUGGAAGUUCAGGCUCAGGACGGUCCUGGUAGUAUGACAAGGGCUAAAGUACUGAUCACAAUUUUAGAUGUGAAUGACAAUGCUCCAGAAGUAACUGUCACAUCUGUAAGCAGCUCAAUCCCUGAAGACACUCCUCCUGGAACUGUAAUUGCUCUUUUCUACCUUCAAGACCGAGAUUCCGGAAAGAAUGGCGAGGUGACCUGCACUAUUUCAGAAAAUCUGCCUUUUAAAUUAGAAAGAUCAAUAGACAAUUAUUAUAGAUUGGUGACAGCUGAAAACCUAGACCGGGAAAAACUCUCUGUGUAUAACAUCACGCUGAAAGCCACAGAUGGAGGGACCCCACCCUUGUCCACGGAAACUCACAUCUUGGUGAAUGUGGCAGACACCAAUGACAACCCACCUGCCUUCCCCCACUCUUCCUACUCUGUCUACAUCCCUGAGAACAACCCCAGAGGUGCCUCCAUCUUCUCCGUGACUGCGCACGACCCCGAUGGCGAUGAGAACGCACAUGUCACUUACUCCCUGUCAGAAGACACUCUCCAGGAUGUGUCCAUUUCCUCCUACGUCUCCAUCAAUUCUGACACUGGCAUCCUGUAUGCAUUGCAUUCCUUUGACUAUGAGCAGUUCCGUGACCUGCAAUUGAGAGUGACUGCCCAUGACAGUGGGGACCCACCACUCAGCAGCAAUAUGUCACUGAGCAUAUUCGUGCUUGACCAGAAUGACAACCCACCAGAGAUCCUGUACCCCUCACUUCCCACAGACGGUUCCACUGGUGUCGAGCUGGCACCCCGCUCUGCAGAGCCUGGCUACCUGGUGACGAAAGUGGUGGCAGUGGACAGAGACUCAGGCCAGAACGCCUGGCUGUCCUACCGCCUGCUCAAGGCCAGCGAGCCAGGGCUCUUCACAGUGGGGUUGCACACGGGAGAGGUGCGCACAGCGCGGGCCCUUCUGGACAGAGAUGCACUCAAGCAGAGCCUGGUGGUAGUGGUCCAGGACCACGGCCAGCCCCCACUCUCAGCCACUGUGACUCUCACCGUGGCUGUGGCUGACAGCAUCCCUGAUGUGCUGGCUGACCUGGGCAGCAUCAGGACCCCUGCCAACUCUGAUGAUUCAGAUCUCACACUGUACCUGGUGAUGGCAGUGGCAGCAGUCUCCUGCAUCUUCCUCGCCUUUGUCAUAGUGCUGCUGGCACUCAGACUGCGGCGCUGGCACAAGUCUCGCCUGCUCCAGGCUUCAGGAAGCGGGUUGGGGGGAGUGCCCGCCUCACACUUUGUGGGCGUGGAUGGAGUGCGUGCUUUCCUGCAGACCUAUUCCCACGAGGUCUCCCUCACUGAGGACUCGCGGAAGAGUCACCUGAUCUUCCCCCAGCCCAACUACGCGGACACGCUCCUCAGCCAGGAGAGCUGUGAGAAAAAGGAUCCCUUCUUAACAUCCAUAGAUUUUCAGCAAUGUACGGAUGAAGCCCAAAGUAUUCAGGUGCGUUCAGUCUUUCAUUUAUCUUUAUAUUGUUGAGGAUUUAUAUUUUGUGUAAAUUUCUUUAUCGUUUUGUGAAACAGGUG